This is a messenger RNA of Rattus norvegicus (Norway rat), 1002 nucleotides long. RefSeq names its product amelotin (gene Amtn). Bases 93 to 731 code for a protein of 212 amino acids. Gene Ontology annotation, biological process: odontogenesis of dentin-containing tooth; positive regulation of enamel mineralization; positive regulation of biomineral tissue development. The record is from RefSeq and is marked provisional. The transcript is spliced from 9 exons. Lineage: Eukaryota; Metazoa; Chordata; Mammalia; Rodentia; Muridae. Gene Ontology annotation, cellular component: cell-cell junction; basement membrane; extracellular matrix.
AAAAGAUAAAUUUUGCACCAGAGUAAAGUGGAGAAGUCAUCUGGAUUUCAAGUGUCAUUUUGCCUGGUAGCAGAAAGGUAGCAAAUCGAAACAUGAAGACCGUGGUUCUCCUGCUCUGUCUUCUAGGAUCAGCUCAGUCAUUGCCAAGGCAGCUGAGCCCUGCUUUGGGAGCUCCUGCAACAAAACCGACUCCAGGUCAGGUGACACCGCUAACUCAACAGCAACCAAAUCAGGUUUUUCCUUCCAUAAGUCUAAUACCAUUAACACAGCUGCUCACUCUGGGGUCAGACCUGCCAUUGUUCAACCCUGCCACCAUGCCACAUGGCACACAGACACUCCCUUUCACCCUGGGACCACUGAAUGGACAACAGCAGCUGCAACCCCAGAUGUUGCCCAUUAUUGUGGCACAACUUGGAGCUCAGGGCGCUCUCCUAAGCUCAGAGGAACUGCCACUAGCCUCCCAAAUCUUCACGGGCCUCCUUAUCCACCCCUUGUUCCCUGGAGCCAUUCAGCCAUCCGGUCAGACAGGGGCUAAACCAGAUGUGCAGAAUGGAGCCCUUCCUACAAGACAGGCAGGAGCGAGCCCUGCCAACCAGGCAACCACUCCUGGCCACACAACUCCUGCUGUCACAGAUGAUGAUGACUACGAAAUGAGCACCCCUGCAGGCCUGCAAAGGGCCACACACACCACUGAGGGGACCACCAUGGACCCACCAAAUAGAACUAAGUAAGUUGUUUCAGAUCUCCUCAAGCAAACCACAUCACAGUUGGAGUUCCACAUGAGUCGUCCUCACUCAUCACAUGGCAGGAAAGGCUGAGACGCAGUGGAAGGUCUUGGGAGGUAUAAAGUCUUAAGUAUAUUUCAGGAGAUAUAUUGAAUGAACAGAAUUCCAAGUUCAAAAGAAAAUCAUUAAAUAAAUCCCUUUGUUUUUGAAAUACUUUAGUAUGCCACUUCAGGCAUACCUGGAAAAUAUGUGUAUUAAAAUAUAUUUUGAAAACUGA